Molecule: messenger RNA, 3787 nt
Organism: Motacilla alba alba
Lineage: Eukaryota; Metazoa; Chordata; Aves; Passeriformes; Motacillidae
Gene: BBS12
Product: Bardet-Biedl syndrome 12
Exons: 2
Coding region: 262-2391 (709 amino acids)
Biological process (GO): photoreceptor cell maintenance; chaperone-mediated protein complex assembly
Source: RefSeq, a predicted model, not a curated record
UCUGCUGCUCUUAACACACUUAUCACACUUUUACUCUUUACAGGCUGCUCUGGGAAGAAGACACACGAGACCUUUUCCUGGCCACGGAGCCUUCCUGUUCCAUUUAUUUCACAUCUGAGUUGUGCAAAUCCCUUUCAGGUUCCACCUCCGGGCCUGGCGGGUGCCAUUCCGACAACGCUGCCGGGGCCCGAACGAUAUGGAGGUCUGUCAGCUGUGCCAAGAAGAACCAGGCACGCCGAGAGCCGAUGCUGCCCACUGCCCAUGGCUUUCAGGGAUGCGAAUGCCAGGAGACACAUUGGACUCCAGCAACUCUCAGCCUUAGCAUCCACUGGGAGAACAUUCCUGGGGCCAAUGAAAUCACAUAAAUUCAUUGUGGAUGAAAUCACCAACCAGAGCACAUUGAUUUGCUCUGCUGUUAGGCUGAUGGAAAGUUUGGAUUUGACAAGUGCUGUUGGACAGCUUCUUAACGAAACCAUUCAGGCUCAGAACAAGGAGUUUAAGACGGGGAUGAGUACCCUGUUGUUCCUGGUUGGAGCGUGGAGCAAUGCUGUGGUGGAGUGCCUCCAGCAGAAUGUUCCUGUUCCAGCUAUAGUGUCUGUGAUGUCUGAGGGGUUGAACUCCUGCUGUGAGAGAGUCCAGUGUCUUCAAAUGCCAAUACACGAUGUAAAGAAAGAGCUGUGUUCUGGCAGAGUUAGGCCAGAGGCUUUUGAAAGCAAAACUGGCCAAGCUGGCUGUGAUGGUCUUACAAAUCCUUGGAAUUUGCUGUGUUUCCAGAGAGAUAUUUCUGCAACAGAAGAAGUAAUUCCAAUAAAUUCUUGUUCCCAUCAAGGAGAUGACUGUAAUUUUAACAAGCUCCUGGUUUCACCCUUGGCUGGCUUUGGUUCAGUGGCUUCUGUUGUCAAGGCAGUGGGUGACAGAAGUUCAUCUGCGCUGCCUGGAAGCGCUGUUACUGCAUCCAGCUGUAUCGCACGGAAGUUAACCCACAGCAGACACUUCGGCACUCUAGGGAAAAGCCCUUUUGCGAGUCAGCGAGGUAAUGUUCAGGGCCACCUUUCAGGACCAUCAGCAGAUCUGUGUGGAUGCUGCGGUUUAGGACACCUGGCAGUGGCUCUGAGCCAUGGAAACCAGACCAGCGUGAAGCUGCUACAAAGCAUUGCUGCUUAUCAGCAAGAGAGAGCAGAGUGCAGUGGCUCUUCCCAGGUUAAUAUCGCAGAGAUUGUGACAUGCUGUGUGCUGGGCCUGCCCGAGAGCUAUUCCUGUGUCUCCACAGGCUUUGUCACAUUAGUGUCACCAGAGCAAGCCGCGGUCAUCAAACACUUUGCAGACAAACCCCUCCGGGUUCUGCUGAUGGAUGGUGACCUCACGGAGGGGUACCGACACUUAGGUUUUAACAGACCACCUAACGUAAGGGCCAUAUUGGAACGUCCCAAUCCACCGGGAGGCAGGGCAGGAGAUGCGUGGCUAAGCAGAAUGUCGGAUAUUCUGAUGAGCUUUGAAGUAAACCUGGUUUUGGUCAAAGGAAACGUGUGCAAAAACUUCACGGAAAGGUGCAUGGCCAGCAGGAUAUUGGUAAUUGGCUGCGUGGCUCGGGAUGUGCUGUGUGCCUUCGGGGCAGCCACUGGUGCCCAGGCAGUGACGUACCUGAGCCAGCUGGACGCUUCCUCUAUCGGGAAUGGGGCCUGGGCGGAGCUGUGGAAGAGCGGCGAUGGGCGCGCGGUGGGUCUGGGUGAGCUGCUGCCGGCGCGGAUCAGCGCGGCAGGCAUCCCCCUGCUCACGGCCGUGCUCACCACUGCCCUGCCGUGCAAGGCGCAGCUCCUCGAGGACCAGUUCUGGACUUUGCUGUAUCGACUCCAUCACGCUCUAAAGGACGGGAAGGUUUUUCCCGGGGGCGGUGCAGUGGAGCUCUUGUGCCUCAGUCACAUCCAGGCGCUCGCAGAGCAGCCCGGGCAACCGGGAAACGACAAAGUUUUGAGAGAGCUUCCCAGUCACUGGCUGGCAGAGUAUAAAUCCAUUGUGCUCCAGGCACUGGCAAGUGGCUGGAAGCGGUACCUCUCCGUGCUCCUGUGUAACACUGCGAAGGCAAGUUCGGAGCUGGAAGCAGAUGCCUCCGUGGAUCGUCACCUCCAGAAAGCAGCGGCCUGUGGCUCUCCCUCAGCUUACAUUUUGGAAGGGUUUAGGAGAGGUGGAGUGCUCAGGAGUGGCUCUGAACCCUUCCCUGGCCUGGUCACAGAUGUAAAGGUUUGUGAUAACGUUGCGGCCAAGACAGAGGCGUGGAGGAGAGCUCUGGACCUGGUGCUGCUGGUGCUUCAGACUGAUGCCGAAAUUAUCACAGGCCCCAGAAGGAAUCAGAUCCUGAACUCGCCUCUGUCAAGCGAAUUUAUGUUUCUAUAGGAUUUUGAGGAUUUGUAAGUCCAUGAGUCAAAUUUGUAAGUCCGUGGGAGAAGCCUGGGUGCAACCUACAUGUCUUUAUAAAGCAAACAGUGGGGUGUGAUUGUGACUUUAGAAUCUAACAGCAGAAGUCAGAAUGAGAGACAGUCACAAGUUAAUUUUUAUUUCUAGAAAUGAGAAUUAAAUAACAAACAAAAAACCACUUGUGGGUUUAUCUCUAACCCAGGCCAUGCAUUUCCAGCUAAUGGUAUUGCCUGUAUGGAUGUCCCCUAAUGUCUUCUGAAGAAAGGUGGAGAUCUCUUACAUUACAUUGCUGUACUUGUGUUAAAUGAAAGAAUAUUCUGUAAUUAAUUCUUCAUUAAUACCUUGUUCUUAAUUUCUGUACAUUGCAAACGUAAGAGUUAAAUUUGAAAUAAUGUGAGUGUUACAUUUUAUACUGAGAGGUUGUAUGAAUAGAUUCUAUUUUUGCAUAUUUAUAUGGUCCAUACAUCUCUGAUUUCCCAAAGUAGACCCUCUGGAAUUUCUCAGGUUUUGACCAAUUCAGGCUGAAUCCUUCCUUUUGUUGUUACAGACUGAAUGCAUCUCUACACAACACUUCCUUUUACAUUGCCAAGUGGAUUUUUAGGUCAUUCCUAUGGGGUCUUUCAGCGAUCCCUGCAGAGAGGAAAGUGUUGCUGUGAGUUUUAGGUGCUGGCUAACAACUGAGAACGAAUCUCUCCUGGUGACUGAGGCACGGCAUUUUUGCUGUGUUACAGCACUGACAGUUUGAAAGCUGGGCACUGGAGAGCUGGCCCUUCAUUGCAAGAGAGGGGUGUGUAACUAUGGAGAUAUUUUUUUUCUGAACUUGGCAUUCUGAGUCACAGUGAAAGUAAAAUGUCUCACCAGUCUGGUGAAAAUAGAAUGGAAAACGAAUGGAAAUGGUGAUGCUAAAGAGGAUCCUUGCAUUCAAGAACUUUCUCAUGAAAAUGCUCAUGGCUGGCUGCACAGAUAAUGAAAUUCAUCCACAAAUAAGGUUUAGAUACUUAUUGGGGGUAUCUGUGUAUUAAAGUCAUGUUGCAUCUCUGACCUGAAACUAAAUGUUCUGGUUUUCUGUCAGAUCCCAGAAUUUGGUGGAUUUUGGAAAAUACUGUAGGAGCUUAUAAUUUUAAUUUGGAACAGUAGUUCCUAGCAGCAUAAGGAUCUCGUUAGAUUACAGUUUUGAUCAUCCUGCAAUUAUUAUUUUCAUUAUUGAAAGGUUGGCAGUUUAAUGUGUAGCUGCUGGGCCGCACUCUUGAUGUACCAAGCUGUGAGAAAGAGUCUGGUAGAUCAAAAGAGACGAAAAGAGCUGGGGGCUGUUAAGUGAGAAUGAAAUGGAAACACAACAUAUAAAUAAAUAUAAACAGACUCUGCUGCUCUGCAA